UUUACUAUCUUUUCUUUAACCUAGUUCAGUACAGACCUAAACCCAGGGUGAAUAUGAAGCAAACAUGUUUACAUUUCAUUUUUCUUCUCCUAGUUUUGAGAUCCCUGGGUGGAGAGUUGGAAGACGAUUGGAACGAAGACGACCCGAGAGAUUCCCGCCAAAUUGCAUUUCCUUCAGAAUCCAUGAGUGGCGCGGAGGACACUGAAUGUUUAGGAACAGCAAUGUCAUUGCGAGCUGGGGAGGGAACACUAGCAAGAUCUCAUCGUAGCUAUGGAAAAUAUUCUUAUGAUAGUAAUUACAGGUGUAAAUGGGUGAUCAAACCAAUCUCUUGUGAUCUGAGUGUAGUUUGUCACAUGAAGACGAGGGAGGGGAGAGGAGGAGGGGAUAGAUGCAGUGGAGCAGAUUAUCUCAGGAUAAUGAAAGGGAGUGGAGGAAAGGUUGAGUUUGAAAAGAAAUAUUGUGGUCGGCAAACUGCUAGCUUGAAGUUUACGGGGGAUCAGACAAUCAAGAUUAUUUUUAAGAGUGGUAAGAAUGGGCGGGCUGGAAAGCUAGAUGGUUGGUCUUGUAAGAUAUUAUGUCUGCCUCAACAAAAUUCAGGUUCUCAGAGUGAUUCCUUUAACUUUUCUUCAACUAAUACACCAAUGACGACGACAACAGCAACAACAACAUCAACAUCAUCAACAACAAUAUCAACAUCAACUUCAACAACAAUACCAUUAACCUCUUCUGAAACUAUUUCCACAACAGCAAAUUCACCAAAAAGUGGGUGUGAGUGUGGUGUACUGCCAACUGUAGAUGGUAGAAUUAUCUGUCCACACGGAGUUAAUUGUACAGCAGACCCAGGUGGUAUUCCAUGGCAAGCAGGACUACUUGGUAGAGCAAGCAGCAAGCCUUUUUGUGGCGGAACACUUAUAAAUAGCAGAUAUGUUUUAUCAGCUGCUCACUGCUUGGAAUCUGCCACUAGACGUCUGCCAGGGAAUCUAUUUGUAGUGCUAGGAGAACAUGAUUGGACCCAGGUUAGCUUUUCAAGGGAUUGUUCAGAUAUAAGUGAAAGGUAUGGAGUAAGCAGUGUUCUUUUACAUCCUGAAUUUAGACAAGGUGCACUCUUUAAUUUUGAUUUUGCUAUCAUCCAACUAAACAGGCCAGUCGACUUCAAAUCUUAUGGUUGGAUCCGACCUGUGUGUUUACCUGAACCUGACCAGCCGGUCAACCCAGGCUCAAGAGGUUUAGUGUCUGGUUGGGGGGUAACAGAUUUUAGUAUUAAAACCCAGUCCACCACCCUGCAGAUGGUUUACUUGGACAUCAUGGAGCAGUCAAAUUGUAUCAACCACUACUCUACUAGAGAAAUCACGGAUAAGAUGUUAUGCGCAGCUGCUAAGAGUUCAGAUGCUUGCUAUGGAGAUAGCGGUGGACCAAUGACAGUCCAGGUAGAAGGCAGAUCUGUGUUGACCGGUGUUGUUAGCUGGGGGCUAGAGUGCGCCAGACCACAAUGGCCGGGCGUUUAUUCAAGGGUGAGCUCUGUAAUUCCUUGGAUUAAUGCUAAUACUCUAGAUGGUGAUUAUUGCGUGAAAAAUAUCGAAAGGAAUUCCAACGAUCAAGUUAGAUCGGUGGACAAUAGAGGAGAUCGAAGAUCAUGAUCG
This is a messenger RNA of Eurytemora carolleeae, 1640 nucleotides long. Its product is annotated as transmembrane protease serine 9. The transcript is spliced from 20 exons. Gene Ontology annotation, biological process: proteolysis. Gene Ontology annotation, molecular function: serine-type endopeptidase activity. NCBI's taxonomy places the organism in Eukaryota, Metazoa, Arthropoda, Copepoda, Calanoida, Temoridae. The coding region runs from base 54 to 1637 and encodes 527 amino acids. The record is from RefSeq and is a predicted model, not a curated record.